Molecule: messenger RNA, 4648 nt
Organism: Priapulus caudatus
Lineage: Eukaryota; Metazoa; Priapulida; Priapulimorpha; Priapulimorphida; Priapulidae
Product: cytoplasmic FMR1-interacting protein 1-like
Biological process (GO): regulation of actin filament polymerization; regulation of translation; axon guidance
Cellular component (GO): SCAR complex; synapse; neuron projection
Molecular function (GO): RNA 7-methylguanosine cap binding; small GTPase binding
Source: RefSeq, a predicted model, not a curated record
AACCCCACCUUGGAACCGGAAAUGACUGAGGAAAUGCAGACACACGAAGAAAAUAAACCUGUAUAGUGUAUAAUUUUUCAGUUUUGUACAAAUUACAAGGUAGAGAAUAAUCAGACAUGUUUGUUUAGUAUGAGUUAAACGAAUCGGGUUUCAAAUUGGAGAGAGCAACAAUAGAGUUCAGCCAUGGCGACGGAGAAGGUAACCCUCGCCGAUGCCCUGUCCAAUGUCGACGUGCUGGAUGAGCUCCCACUGCCUGACCAGCAGCCGUGUAUCGAGUCGCAGCCGUGCUCCAUCGUCUACCACGCAAACUUCGACACAAACUUCGAAGAUAGAAACGCAUUCGUGACGGGCGUGGCGAAGUACAUUGAGGAGGCUACCGUGCACGCCAACCUGAAUGAGUUGCUAGCGGAGGGAGAAGAGCAUGCCGUGAUGUUAUACACAUGGAGAUGCUGCUCUCGAGCGAUACCACAGCCAAAAUCGAACGAGCAACCAAAUAGAAAGGAAAUCUAUGAGAAGACUGUUGAAGUGUUGGCUCCUGAAGUGAACAAACUAAUGAACUUCAUGUAUUUUCAAAGGAAGGCGAUAGAGAGGUUCUGCGGGGAGGUGAGGCGGCUCUGUCAUAGCGAGAAGAAGAAGGACUUUGUGUCGGAGGCGUACCUGCUCACGCUCGGCAAGUUCAUCAACAUGUUCGCCGUGCUCGACGAGCUGAAGAACAUGAAGGCGAGCGUCAAGAACGACUACUCCACAUACAGAAGGGCUGCCCAGUUUCUAAAGGUGAUGGCAGAUUCACAGGCAUUGCAGGAAUCCCAAAAUCUGUCGAUGUUUCUGGCUACACAGAACAAGAUCCGGCUGACGCUGAAGGAGAAUUUGGAGGGAAUACCAGGUUAUGAAGACUUGCUGUCAGAGGUGGUGUCCAUCUGUGUGCAGAUGUACGAUAGCAAGAUGUACAUGACUCCUCACGAGAAGCACAUGCUGGUGAAGGUCAUGGGAUUUGGGCUUUACCUGAUGGACAGCGAAACAAGUAACGUUUACAAGCUAGACCAAAAACGAAAAAUUAACAUCCAAAGAAUGGAUAAAAUUUUCAAGCAAUUGGAGGUCGUGCCGUUGUUCGGAGACAUGCAGAUUGCACCAUUCCUCUACAUCAAGAACAGCUCUCAUUUCGAUGCUUCAAGAUGGCCGCUGUGCAUGAUUGCAAAUUCUACCAGCGCUCAGUACAAUCUGGUCGAGCAGCUCGUGUCGAUACGAGAGGAACACAUAAAGUUCAUUAGCGAACUGGCCAAGCACAGCAAUGAGGUGACCACGUCACAAAAGGAAGCAGCUAGAACACAGGCAGAAAAUAAGGAGAUGUUUGAAUUGGCACUGAAGGGGCUGCAGCUUUUGUCCAUGUGGAAUUGUCAAGUUAUGGAGCUGUACUCAUGGAAGUUGCUACAUCCCACCGACUCGCACCAGAAUGCAGAUUGCCCAGUCGAGGCAGAAGAGUAUGAGAGGGUUCGUAUUUAUCUGUUUACUUAUUUUACUGUCAAUGAAGUGGAUGUCAUCAUCACGUCGGUGAGGGAGACGUGUGCGGAUUGGCUCAAAAGCGAGGAGCCGAAAAACGAUCCGGCCAUGCGUGGCAAGAAGGAUCCCGACCAAGGCUUUGAGAUCAAAGUUCCGCGCAGGAACGUAGGACCAUCCAGCACGCAGCUGUACAUGGUGCGCACCAUGCUGGAGUCUCUGAUCGCGGACAAGAGCGGUGGUAAGAAGACUCUGCGUAAGGACAUCGACGGGCCGCAUCUCAUGGCGAUAGACGCGUUCCACAAGCAGUCGUUCUACUGGCCUUAUCUUCUCAACUUCAGUAAUACCCUUCAGGACAGCUGUGACCUGUCUCAGCUGUGGUACAGGGAGUUUUUCCUCGAAAUGACCAUGGGUAGAAAAAUUCAGUGCAACAUUGAUCACCAGCAUAAUGAGAAGUGCAAUGAGAUUUUCUCCAUGGAGAAACGCAUCCAGUUUCCAAUCGAGAUGUCCAUGCCGUGGAUACUCACUGAUCACAUUCUGAGGACAAAGGAUCCAUCGAUGAUGGAGUGGUGAUGCCCACUGGUUACACAUAUAAAACUGCUCUACCCGCUGGACCUGUAUAACGACAGCGCGCACUACGCGCUCACAAAGUUCCGUAAGCAGUUUCUCUACGAUGAGGUGGAGGCUGAGGUGAACCUCUGCUUUGAUCAGUUUGUCUACAAGCUGAGCGAUCAGAUAUUCAGCUACUACAAGAACCUCGCAGGAAGCAUCCUCCUGGACAAGCGCUUCCGUGCGGAGUGCACGCGCUUCGGCACGACGAUCCCGUUUCCGGCGGCGAACCGCUAUGAGACGCUGCUCAAGCAGCGGCACGUGCAGCUGCUGGGUCGCUCGAUCGACCUCAACAAGCUGAUCACGCAGCGGCUGAGCCUCCGCACUGCAAGAAGUCACUUCGACCUCGCCAUCAGCCGCUUCGAGGCGGGAGACCUCACCGGCAUCGUGGAGCUUGAGGGACUGAUCGCGGUGAACCGGCUCGCACACAAGCUGCUGACGAAGCACAUCACGCUGACGGAGUUUGACGCGAUGUUCCGCGAGGCGAACCACAACGUGCUCGCGCCGUACGGCCGCAUCACGCUGCACGUCUUCUGGGAGCUCAUCUACGACUUCCUGCCCAACUACUGCUACAACGCGUCGACCAACAGGUUUGUGAAGCUGAGAGAGAUCAGUUUUGCCGCGCCAGUAACACGAGACAAACCACCCAAUGCAGCUCCCCACUACCUCUGGGGCACCAAGGCGUUGAACAUCGCCUAUCAGACGAUCUACUCGCUCUACACAAACUUUGUUGGGGCGCCGCACUUCCGCGUGAUCUGUCGUCUGCUCGGUUACCAGGGCAUCGCCGUCGUCAUCGAGGAGCUGCUCAAGAUCGUCAAGAGCCUGGUACAAGGCACACUGCUGGAGUAUACAAAGACGCUGAUGCAGGUGAUGCCCAAGGUGUGCAAGCUACCUCGCUAUGACUACGGUUCACCAGGCGUUCUGGGGUAUUAUCAGGCACAACUGAAGGACAUCACCCAGUACGCUGACCUGAAAACCGAAAUGUUCCAGGCCUUUAGGGAAGUGGGAAACGCAAUCAUAUUCUGCCUCCUGAUAGAACAGAACUUGUCACAGGAAGAGGUGUGUGAUCUGCUGGAAGCAGCCGCCUUCCAGAACAUUCACGCACGGCCGUUCUGUAAAGAGGGAGAGAAGCCAGAAGCCAAGAUGAAGAGGAUGGAGCAAAAGUAUGCAGCCCUUCACGUUGUAGGGAACAUUGACAAGCUCGGCAUGCCUAAGUCUCUGAAGAGGAUGGUGGACAGAGUUCGCAAGUUCCAGGUGCUAAACAGCCAGAUUUUCGGCAUACUGACCAAGUAUCUGAAGUCGAGUGAUGCGGACAAUCUCCCUGUAGAGCAUGUCCGUUGUUUCCAGCCGCCGAUUCAUCAGAGUCAGGCCCAACAGCAUGGUGUCUAACCGGCCCAACAGCAUGGUGUCUAGCCCUGCACAUGCUAGUAUUGCACGACUCGAUCGAACAGCAAAGAAUGUUAGGCUAGUACUUGAGUUAUUCCCUUUCUUCUUAUUUUUCUGGAUUAGUAUUAUUGCACUUGUUAAAGCUGCUAGGGCCAUAUUUUCAGCCUAGCCUAAUAAUCUUUUGUAAAACCGUGCAGAGAUGAAGAGAUGUGACAUUUUGAGCUGUUCAACUCGCUUGUGACUGUAACUCUUGUGCGGACCUGUUAUUGUGGAAGUAAUGACAAUAGUACAAACCACAGAAUCGAAGCACUGUUAUUUAGAAUGUAGGUUAAAGUAAAGUGUGCUGGAUACAUGUCUACUAUUACCUGGCAGUUCUUUUAUUCGUGUCUACUAUACAGUUUUACGUUACAUGUACAGUUACAUCUAUUGCCACUAGAAUAUGAAACAGGGACAAAUAAAAAACCAUAUAGUUUGAUGUGGGUCUUCUCAGACUACUUGUUCACAUGAUUUUCCAAUGAGCAAGGUGAUAUGUUGAUUGAUGUUUCAUAAGCAAUGACUAGUUUUCUAGUGUGUUUCAGUGAUUUCGCACAGAUCAAAUUUUGUUCUUGUGUUUGCACUUGAUAUAAGCAGUCACCCAUUUACGUCGUAAAUUGCUUCCCCAUACCUAUGAACAUUGGUAGCAGUUGAAUUAGAUAUAUGGUAACCUUGGGGGCCUGUGGAGCCAUGUAUAGUACUCACGUGUAUAAUAAUGACAAAUUUUAGACUGUGCACAUGUCAACAAAUGAAGGUCAUAAUACAAGUUGUCCAGUUGUUUUCGAGUAAGACUAUCAUUGUUAUUUUUUGCUGAGGGGGGAUCUAAACGUCUUUGUACUUUCGAAGUGUAUUGAAAAUGCAUUAGCGAAAUUCGCAAGUAUUCAAUUGAAAGGUCUCAAUUUUAUACGAAUUAUAUAAUUCAUGUGACGUAAUAUUUUAUAUUUAACAUAUCUGCUAUAGAUAUUUGGUAUUAAAACGUAAUAGCUUUGCUAUUAGAAACCAAUUAUGUUUCAAAAUGUUUAAUUGUCUGUCAUUGUAUAAUGCUAUGGUUAUGAUCAUGUAGUCACAAUUUUUCCAUUGUGUUGUUCUAAUAAACAUAAAAAAAUAAUUCAUACAUACCAAUUAA